AUGUCGAUGCCAGAUACACCGGUCAUGCCACACACACCACUGACGCCACAUGGCUCCGCCUCCAGAGAUAUUUCAGGCGAUCAUGGCUCGAAUGCUGGUGAUUUUGAUGACUCAUCGUUGCCCAUUAUCCACAAAGAAGGGGAUAAGUUUGGUGAUCAUUCUAUCCACAGUGCGGUUGUGGAUCUCUUUUGGCAGAAGAAAUGGCAAAAGUUGUCGGAUGCUGCUCAGACGAACCGGAACACCCCUGAUUCCAAUGGGAAGACAUCAAGGCAUACGGCUGGUAGCAUAGGAUAUGCCGAGCACCGUCGUAGAUUGAAAGCACAUCUGGGUAAAGAUCCCGAAUUUUGUGAUCUAUACGUGAAGACACAUGGCACCAGUGAGUCGAAGAAAAGAUAUUUCGAGGGAGAACGUGAAAAUAUAGAAUAUUGCUCUGAAACAGCCAAAGAUGCAAAAGAUGCAUAUCUAGAGGGGUUAGUGAUGAAAUAUGGAGAAGACCCGGCAAACCAUAGACACGAUGCGGAGGUAUGGGUUGAAAGCCAAAUUCGGAGAACAGGAGGAAAAAAGAAGGGUCUUAUCUAUGGUAUAGGAGCAUCGGAUGCCAAUUUUGUGGUUUCUGGGAUAACAUCUUCCGAAUCUACCCGGUUAUGUGAAGAAGUUUCUAACAUGCGACAAUUGCAAGAACAAAUGGUACAACAAAUGGAAAGGAUGGCGAUGAUGAUGAAUGGUACAACAAAUCAAGCCAAUGAUCCCCCUCAUACUCCACCUCAUACUCCACCCGAGGAUGGUGUAUAA
Messenger RNA from Lactuca virosa, 792 nucleotides. The record is from the annotation of a GenBank genome assembly. Lineage: Eukaryota; Viridiplantae; Streptophyta; Magnoliopsida; Asterales; Asteraceae.